UGUAACAGACGGGAGAGGAAGCCGGAAUGCGAUGCUUCCUAUCGGAAACGUCUCCAAAUCCUCGAUCCCCGGAUGAUGAACUGAGUGUUUCGCAGCCACGGCGAGCGUAGGAGUUACCGCGGGCUUCGUGGGGGCGGCCCUCGGAGGCUCGGGGGUCCCUUCGGGCACUGGGCCCCCUCCGAGCCUCCCGCUGCGUAUGCACGGGGCCAUCCGCCGUUUCAAGGAGAUAGGGUCAAGCUCCGUGAACUUGGCCCCGGCGGAGGACGGUGAAUGUGGCGCAGCGACAGGGGCCACCACGGUGAUUAGCAGGCGGCGGCGAUACUCGUCGACGGGACACGGCGGCCGCCCCAGCGUCGGCUACCGCCUCGGUCGCAGGAAGGCCCUGUUCGAGAAACGCAGGAGGGUGAGCGACUACGCCCUGAUCAUGGCCAUAUUCGGGAUCGCCGUCAUGGUUGCCGAAACAGAGUUCUCGGCCGCCGGGAUAUAUGGAAAGGCUUCUGUGUUCUCCAUUGCCCUAAAGACCAUCAUCUCCGUGUCUACAGGCUUUCUGCUGGCCCUUGUCCUCACCUACCAUGCACUCGAGGUACAGCUGUUCAUGAUAGACAACGGGGCGGAGGACUGGAGGAUCGCCAUGACCUGGCGUCGCAUAUCCAACAUUCUGCUAGAGGUGGUUGUGUGCUCCAUCCACCCUCCUCCGGGGGAGUUCUAUUUCCUGUGGGUGACGAAGUUGCCGAACCACGCAAACCGGCUGGCGUCUCGGCUGGUGCCCGUGGACGUGAUGUUGUCCCUACCCAUGUUCCUGCGCCUCUACCUCAUCUGCAGAGUGAUGCUGCUCCACAGUAAGUUGUUCACGGACGCGUCCUCGAGGUCCAUCGGUGCGCUCAACAGGAUCGACUUCAAUACGAGGUUCGUGCUGAAGACGCUGAUGACAAUUUGCCCUGGAACGGUGCUGCUCGUCUUCAUGGUCUCUCUGUGGAUCAUUGCCAGCUGGACGCUCAGGCUCUGCGAGAG
This is a messenger RNA of Stegodyphus dumicola, 1011 nucleotides long. Its product is annotated as small conductance calcium-activated potassium channel protein-like. Gene Ontology annotation, molecular function: calmodulin binding; small conductance calcium-activated potassium channel activity. Gene Ontology annotation, biological process: potassium ion transport. Lineage: Eukaryota; Metazoa; Arthropoda; Arachnida; Araneae; Eresidae. Gene Ontology annotation, cellular component: membrane. The record is from RefSeq and is a predicted model, not a curated record.